This is a messenger RNA of Daucus carota subsp. sativus, 4179 nucleotides long. RefSeq lists its product as uncharacterized. The transcript has 24 exons. The coding region runs from base 977 to 3979 and encodes 1000 amino acids. Gene Ontology annotation, biological process: carbohydrate metabolic process. NCBI's taxonomy places the organism in Eukaryota, Viridiplantae, Streptophyta, Magnoliopsida, Apiales, Apiaceae. Gene Ontology annotation, molecular function: carbohydrate binding; hydrolase activity, hydrolyzing O-glycosyl compounds. The record is from RefSeq and is a predicted model, not a curated record.
UUCUUCAGACAUACAAUGAGACACUCUGAACGACUUCGUUAGCAGACUUAUGCCCAAAAAAGCAUCAGCACAUGACACAAUCAGAUUUGACUCAAAAGUCCCGUAGCUUCAGGAUACUAAUAGACAUAUAAUUCUAGUUACCGAAAAAAUCGCUAAGAACCUUCUUUGUGUUCGCAGGGCACAAAUCGUUAAUUAUCGAAAGAGGAGAACAUGCUGGCAACUCAUUCGGCAAUCGAUAAUACUUGAGACCUCCUCGUCAAAUCUGAGCUCUGAUAUCAUAUUGAGAACCGAUCUAUCUAAAAUCUGAAGGUGUUCCAGCAAGGUCUCAGAUGGAUCUUAUGCUAUAUUUCAACAAAUCCAAAUCAAUCUUGCUUACUACAGUCUACAGCCAUGGUACAACUGCAGAUGAUGGUGAAGCAGAUGAGAAGCUGAUGACUGUAACCAAACAUAAACAAAUACUACAACAGCUGUUUUUUUGGUUUCUGACUGAUCCUUUGUUUGGUGGGAAAAUAAUUAAUUGGAAGCAUGGAGCACGUUUUCAGUAGAAUAUUGCAAUAGCAACCUGUCUUAUUCUAUGUUACUGGAACUCUUCAUUUUGCCCCGAAGUAUUUGUAUCGUGUAUUCGACACUUGGACCUGAACACUUAUUUUAGGUCAAAAACUUAAGUUAUCAAAAUAUUAUCGAGUCUUACACAUGGACGCGUAUCCAUGUCAGACACUUUUAGCCGAGUCUGAGCAACAUAGGUCUUAUUCGAGAAGGCCUCGAACUUUAGAGUCUCAGCACCAAACUCAACUUCAAAUAUAGCUGCACAAAUGCAUCAAUAUCACUAAACUUUGUCUGAUACUGCUUAAGAAUCGCGGGGUAUGCUAGGGAGGAGUUUUGGAUUUUGAAACACCUUGGUUGUUUUGGAGGAAGAGCAUCCGAAAAAGGGGAUUCGAAUAAAGCCUUGAUCAGGUGAAGCUCUGUUGUGUCUAAGAUGGCUGGAGUAGAAGCUGCUGCAUCAGGUUCAGAUGUUCAGUCAGGAAAUAUGGUUUUCAAACCUAUUCUGGAGGAGGGAGUUUUCCGGUUUGAUUGCUCUGCUGAUGAUAUGGACGCAGCGUUUCCAAGUCUUUCUUUUGUUAAUCAGAAAGAUAGGGACACACUUCUGUUGACUACUAAGGGCAAACCAUCAUUUACGCCUACCUUUGAGUGUGUAGCUGGACAACAAACUGUUAAAAUCGAGCUUCCUGCUGGUACCACAUUCUAUGGAACAGGAGAAGUUAGCGGACAGCUUGAACGUUCUGGGAAAAGGGUUUUUACUUGGAACACGGAUGCCUGGGGUUAUGGUGCUGGAACGACAUCUUUAUACCAGUCACAUCCUUGGGUUCUAGCUGUUAUUCCAAGUGGAGAAGCCUUCGGGGUUCUUGCAGAUACAACAAGACGUUGUGAGAUUGAUUUAAGGAAAGAAUCAACUAUAAUGUUCUGCGCUCCAUCAUCGUUUCCGGUUAUUACUUUUGGUCCUUUGCCCUUGCCAGUUGAUGUUGUAGCAUUAUUUUCUCGAAUAACUGGAACUGUAUUCAUGCCGCCAAAGUGGUCACUGGGCUAUCAUCAAUGUCGUUAUAGCUAUGACUCUGACAUACGAGUUCGUGAGAUUUCCAGAACAUUCCGGGAAAAAGGUAUACCCUGUGAUGUCAUAUGGAUGGAUAUCGACUACAUGGAUGGUUUUCGUUGUUUCACUUUUGACAAGGAACGUUUCUCAGACCCGCAAUCUUUAGUGAAAGAUCUUCAUGAUACUGGUUUUAAAGCAAUCUGGAUGCUUGACCCUGGAAUCAAACACGAAGAAGGUUAUUUUGUUUAUGACAGUGGUUCUGAAAAGGACAUCUGGACCCAGACAGCUGAUGGAAGGCCUUUUGUGGGGGAUGUAUGGCCUGGGCCUUGUGUUUUCCCUGACUUUACACAAUCAAAAGCUCGUUUGUGGUGGUCAAGUUUAGUUAAAGAUUUUACUGAAUAUGGCGUGGAUGGUAUAUGGAAUGAUAUGAAUGAGCCCGCUGUCUUCAAGACAGUAACAAAAACCAUGCCUGAGAGUAAUGUUCACAGGGGAGAUGCUGAACUUGGAGGAUGCCAGAAUCACGCACAUUAUCACAACGUGUAUGGAAUGUUAAUGGCGAGAUCAACAUAUGAAGGCAUGAAAGUAGCUGAUGAGAGUAAGCGUCCAUUUGUUCUCACUCGAGCUGGAUUAAUUGGUAGUCAAAGAUAUGCAGCAACAUGGACUGGCGAUAAUCUAUCAACCUGGGAGCAUCUACAUAUGAGCAUAUCCAUGGUUCUCCAACUGGGGAUUAGUGGUCAGCCACUUGCAGGGCCAGAUAUUGGCGGAUUUUGCAAAAAUGCAACACCGAAACUCUUUGGAAGAUGGAUGGGUAUUGGUGCCAUGUUUCCAUUUAGUCGUGGGCACUCCGAGAAGGACACAUCUGAUCAUGAACCUUGGUCUUUCGGGGAAGAGUGUGAAGAAGUAUGUCGGUUAGCACUGAGAAGGAGAUACCGCCUUCUACCACACAUGUACACCCUCUUUUAUUUGGCACAUACUAAGGGAAUUCCAGUUGCAGUUCCAACAUUCUUCGUUGAUUCAAAAGAUUCUAAGCUAAGAACGAAUGAAAAUUCCUUCAUGCUGGGACCUCUCCUCAUCUAUGCAAGCACAACACCUGAUCAAAGGGUACAUGAGAUGCAACACACAUUGCCUGAAGGCAUUUGGUUGAGUUUUGACUUCGACGAUUCACAUCCGGAUUUACCAGCUCUGUAUCUUCAAGGUGGAUCAAUCAUUCCCUUUAGUCAUCCUUAUCAACAUGUUGGUGAAGCUGAUCCAAGUGAUGAUCUAUCAAUGCUCAUUGCUUUAGAUGAAAAUGGAAAAGCUGAAGGUGUCCUUUACGAAGAUGACGGUGAUGGAUAUGAAUACACCAAAGGAGAGUAUCUUUUGACGACAUAUGUUGCUGAGCUUCAGUCUUCAGUUGUUACUAUAAGAGUUUCCAAAUAUGAGGGGUUGUGGAAGAGGCCAAAACGUCGUUUACAUGUCCACUUAUUGCUUGGCAAAUAUGCAACGCUUGAUGCAUAUGGAGUAGAUGGAGAUAGUAUACAAAUCACCAUGCCUUCAGAAAGUGAAGUGUCUGAUAUAGUAUAUGCAAGCAAUAAGAAGUUCACAAGUCGAAUCGAAACUGCUAGGCAAAUUCCAAAUGUGGAAAAGGUAUCUGAAGCAAAGGGUAUAGCGCUUUCGAGGACUCCUGUGGAACUUAAAAGUAGCGAUUGGGUCCUUAAAGUGGUUCCAUGGAUAGGGGGUCGGAUUCUUUCCAUGGAGCAUAUUAAUUCUGGAACUCAAUGGCUUCACAGCCAGUUCGAUAUUGAUGGGUAUGAAGAGUACAGUGGAACAGAGUACCAAUCUGCUGGAUGUUUAGAGGAGUAUACUGUUAUUGAUCAUGCUGGUGAACAAGCAAAGGAAGUGGAGUCUCUUUCAUUAGAAGGUGAUGUUGGCGGUGGGCUGGUUCUUGAAAGGACGAUAUCUUUGCCUAAAGAUGAACCAAAAGUCGUGCAGAUUGAUUCAAGCAUUGUAGCUCGCAGUAUUGGUGCUGGUUCAGGAGGAUUUUCAAGGGUUGUUUGCUUGCGGGUGCACCCUACGUUUAGCCUUCUACAUCCUACAGAAUCAUACGUGUCAUUUGUUUCCAUCAAUGGAUCUCAGCAUGAUUGUUGGCCAACUUGUAGUGAGCAGAGAUUUGAAGGAGACUCUCGGCCUAAUGGUGAAUGGAUGCUUGUCGAUAAAUGCCUUGGUGUAACUUUAGUAAACAAAUUCAAUGUCAGUCAGGUUCACAAGUGUCUCAUACACUGGGGAACCGAAACAGUUAACAUGGAGCUUAUGUCCGAGGAUAGACCUGUUUCGGACAAGUCAGCUCUGACGAUAUGUCACCAAUAUGAGGUGCGAGAGAAGAAAUCUAAGCCAGCAUCUGGUUGGAUUUGAAACAUGUAUUUGAAAUCUUAUGCAGGGGAACCUCCUGACAUGUGCUUUCACUAGUAAUGUUGUCAGUGUCAUAGAUCUUAUUUUGGCAUCAAGGAUGUUAUGUUUGUUCUGUGCAUUUGAUUGGAUGAUUUGAGAACAUUAUCUCGAGUUUGGCUGUGAUGGAUAAAAUUAUGAGCGAGUGAAAUGAUCUUUUUGAGAAA